Nasonia vitripennis (jewel wasp) is the source of this 5678-nucleotide messenger RNA. Its product is annotated as ras GTPase-activating-like protein IQGAP1. NCBI's taxonomy places the organism in Eukaryota, Metazoa, Arthropoda, Insecta, Hymenoptera, Pteromalidae. Gene Ontology annotation, molecular function: actin filament binding; calmodulin binding; GTPase activator activity. The record is from RefSeq and is a predicted model, not a curated record. Gene Ontology annotation, cellular component: cytoplasm. The transcript has 22 exons. The coding region runs from base 421 to 5316 and encodes 1631 amino acids. Gene Ontology annotation, biological process: regulation of actin cytoskeleton organization; regulation of GTPase activity.
AUUCAGAUUUCACUUCUACUGUAUUAUUUCAAGUCCUGAUGUUUACAGAUAAAACUAUCUUAUUACGCUAUUUUUCUCAAGCAAAUCCUGGUAAGCUCAAUCUUUUUUUUGCAUGUUUUCUCAAGAUAUAUGGGUAGAUUAAUUCUUAAAAUUUCGCGCGCCCACACCUGACAUCGGGCUAUACAAGCUAAGCUGCAAUUGGUCGUUACAAAAUAACAUACUCGAAAAUUAAUUCGAAAUGCGCCAAUCGAAACUAAAGCCGUGGUCACGUGACCAUCCUAACGUUCUUUUUGAAAAGUCGGAGUCGGCGAACGUUUACAUCAGACGAAUGUCUGCGAGGGAAUACCUAUUUCGUUUUAAGCUAGCAUUUUCAGAGUGUAAAAAACAAAUGGCAGAAUAAUAAAGAAGUUGAGCAAAAAAAUGAAAUCAACAGACAUCGAACAAGUGAUUGCUAUAAGCAAUGGGGAAAAGGAAGGACGAAAAACAGCUGAAGAGAUGGAUGAGAUACGCCAAAAAACAUUAGCUUAUGAGUAUUUAUGUCAUCUUGAAGAAGCUAAAAAAUGGAUGGAAGCCUGUCUAAGAGAAAAAUUACCCCCUACAACAGAACUAGAAGAAAAUUUGAGAAAUGGAGUGUACUUAGCAAAGCUUGGUCACUUUAUAGCACCAGAUAUUUUGCCUUAUAAAAAGAUUUACGACCCAGAGCAAAAAAGAUAUGCAGUUGCUGGAUUACAAUUUCGCCACACUGAUAACAUAAAUUAUUUCUUACAAUGCCUUAAAUCAAUGCAAUUACCCUUUACUUUUCAACCAGAAACAACAGACAUUUAUGAUAAAAAAAAUAUGCCCCGUGUAAUCUAUUGCAUUCAUGCACUGAGUACACAUUUAUUUAAAUUGGGUAAAGCUCCACAGAUUCAGGAUCUAUACGGAAAAGUUAAUUUUACUGAUGAAGAAAUCAAUGCAGUUAGCAAGGAGUUAAAGAAAAUGGGUAUACAAAUGCCAGCUUUUCAAAAAAUUGGUGGUCUUUUAACACAUAGUAUGGCAGGGGACCAUGCUGCUCUACAUGUCGCAGUUAUCGCAAUCAACCAAUCUUUAACUUCUAAGGAUCAUAUGGCACUUUUACCACAACUUCAAAAUUCAACAGUGCGUUUGAAACAUAUUAAUCCUGAAUACAUUAAUUUAUACUUUGAAACAUUGAUGGAUGCUAAAGAACGGAAAGCACAAGCCGCAUUGAAUAGAUCUCUAAAUGACAGUUAUGUUCCUGAUGCAUAUGACGAGCUUCUAACUCAAGCAGAAAUUCAAGGACAUAUAAACAAUGUCAACAUGCAAUGUGCGAUGGAAACUUUGACUGACUGCGUUCAACAAGUUACAAAUAAAAUUGCAUCAGCAUUACAAAAUCCUUCCUUGCAACUACAACGAGUAUCUUUCGAAAAUAAUAAUUUUUAUGGACAAGAAUUAAAGCCACUAAUAGGUAGCAGUGAGUGGGAAGACCGUUCAUUAGAAAAUUGUCAGUACUGGCAAAAGAGAUUACAAAAAAGUAUUGAUAUUGCUAAUGAAGAAGCUACUAAUUUAAAUAAACGAGAGGAAGCUGUAAAACACCUGAAUAGAGUUUUGCUUAAUGGUUCAGAAAAUGAUUUUCACAAGGCUCUAACUAAUCCUCGAUUAGGUAUCUUUCAUCAUAUUGAUGAAUUUGCCAUACCACUCUAUUAUGAAGAAAUGAAAAUCGAUCGUACAGAAUCAAAAACUGACUUGGCUUAUAGUGAUAUAAUUGUCAGUAUUCGAGUUUUGACUGCUAUUGCAAACGUUACAAAAUGCAUUGAAACUAAUAAUCCUGACUUGGUCUAUCAAGCUUUGACUUGUCAAGAUGCGCAUGUUACCAAUCUUGAAGAGGUAAAUAAAGUGAAAUACUGCAGAGCAUUAACAGCAGUUUAUCAAGAGAAGCAACUAACUGGAGAGCUGUGCCCACUACUGACAUAUAUUGAUAUACAAGAAUGUAUUGAUCUUGUUAAUGAGCAAUGCUUGGAAGAUAAUAAAGUGAUAGAUGUAUUGAGGUAUUUGAAUCAAGCUGUAAAGAAAAAUAGUCACUCUGAUAUGAUGGACGCUUUGAAACAAAUUUCUUUAAAACUUCAGAUAAUUACAUCCCCGGAUGACGCUUCUCUCUAUUUAAAAUUAUUUAAGAAAUGUUUAGCUGAGAAACAUUCCGAUGGAUCUGAGUUGUGGUUGGAGGAUGUUGAACAAAUAACACAAAUUGUUGUAUCGGAAGCAGAGAGUGUUCAAUUAGCCUGCACGAUACUGUCUCAGAUUAACAACGGACUCGAAAGAGACGAUUUUGCAUUUACAAUUGAUUGCUUGCAAUCAGCCAAAUUACAGUUAUCUGAAAAACAUAAAAUUCAGUGCUUUAAGGCUUUGAGUCAACUUAAAAAAGCUAAGCAAGAAAAAUAUACUUGCCCGUACGUGCGAUAUAUUUCUCCGAAAGGUAAUGAGUCUUUUAUUGAUCUAAAGAAUCAUUGUUACACUUGGGAUCAGCCCAAAAAUUUAAGUGAAUCCUGCUAUAUAACAAAAGACGAUGUCGAGAAAAUAAUUCGAAAUGUCACAUUGACCGAGGUAUCACAGUACACGACUAAGGAUUUCGAGACGCUGAUCGUUAAAUUUCAGGCUCACAUAAGGGGAUAUCUGUUGCGUCGAAAAAUCGCGGACAACAUCGACAAGAUCAUAAGAAUUCAGGCUUGGUGGCGCGGACUGUUGCAGAGACGAGUUUACGCAAGGAUACUGGAGAGUAGAAUAAAAAAUAAAGCUUCUGAUGCAUGUAAAUUUGCAAAAGUCAAGUCUAAGUAUCAACGAGCUAUAGAUCAUUUCAAAGAUUAUGAAGACAUAGUAAUAAAGAUGCAAGCUCUCUGGCGGGGUCGUUUGGCCAGAAGAGCUUUUCACUCCUUAUCACGAUUAGAAAAACCUCCUUUCUCUGUAGUAAGGCAUUUUUCGGGAAUUUUGAAUUUUAAUGCUGAGGAUUAUGACAAAGAUCUGCAACUUCAACAAAUAAAAAAUGAAGUAGUUCAGCUUAUCAAACACAAUCAAAAUCUUUCUCAGCAAUUAGACAGUAUGGACAUUAAAAUAGGCCUUCUGAUACAAAACCGUAUAACACUUCAGGACGUCGUUGCACAUGGAAAGAACUUGGAAAAUCUGACAAAAGAAAGGGGUUCACACCAAAUACGCAAAAAUUCAUUUUCUUCAGAUACUCACAGCGCGCACAAGGGUUUGAAGUCGUUAACAAAGGAGGGUCGACGAAUGCUCGAAGGAUACCAACACCUAUUCUAUGCACUCCAAACCAAUCCCAGUUACUUAUCUAAACUACUCUUCCUUCUACCUCAAAGCAAAUCGAAUAAGUUUUUGCACAAUGUCAUUCUUACUCUUUUUAACUUCGGAUCGAAUUCACGAGAGGAGUACUUGCUGUUAAAGCUUUUUGGUACCGCUCUAAGAGAGGAAAUUAGAUGCAAGUUCCAGAAACCAUCAGAAGUUGUGACAGGCAAUCCUCUGGUGUUAAAAAUGGCGGUAAAUUACGCGAGACAACUUAACGGUAACAGAGCUUUGAGAGAGAUUUUGGGACCAAUCAUUGAGAAAAUUUUGGCUGAUAAGACUAUAACAAUAGAAACAAAUCCUGUAGAUAUUUACAAGUGCUGGCGAAACCAACUCGAAAUGGAGACUGGAGAAACACUGGACCUUCCGUAUUCCGUAACGGAACAGCAAGCUUUACAAUAUGAGCAAGUACGAAUAAGGCUAAGCAAUGGUAUCAGACUGCUGCAGAGGACAGUUUUAGAGCUCUUACGUAGUAUAAUAACCUCGCGGGACCUCAUACCUUACGGCAUGCUCUAUAUGUCCAAAGUACUUAAUGACACUUUGAUCGAAAAGUUUCCUGAUGAGCUAGAAAAAAAUAUACUUAAAGUUGUUGGUAAUUUAAUUUACUAUCACUUUAUCAAUGCUGCGAUUGUUGCUCCCGACGCUUUCGAAAUUAUAACUCUACCCAUUGAGAGAACGCUUUCGAACGAUCAACGUAGAAAUUUGGCGAGUAUUGCAAAAAUCUUGCAGUUCGCUGCCUCAAAGAAAGGUUUUGGCGAGGAGGCUGCUCAUCUUGUAUGCCUGAAUCCCUUUAUAAUCGAGUGUCACGAAAAAUUUAAGAAGUUCUUCCGAUACUGUUGCCAAAUAGAGGAGCUUGACGAGCAUUUUAGUAUACAUGAGUAUACGGAGGCGACGCUCAUUCACAAACCUGAGAUUUCAAUAUCGCUACAAGAGAUCUGCGACACGCACUGUCUCGUACUUGACUACCAAGACCAGAUUGCCCCCGAUCCGCUCGAUAUAUUGCAUGAGUUACUUGAUGAUCUGGGAAACGCACCCACUGUUGCUACGCUCUUGGGAAUAACUGAAAAUAUGAAUGAAGCAAACAUAGCACGACUAGGUAAGACAGAAGUGUGCUUGGUACUGAGUAACAAAUUUGAAGUGCCUGAAAACGAUGACACAAACUUGAGCAGACUAUUUAUAAAAACUAAGGAACUUUUGGUUUCGGUUCUUCAAUUCUUAAGAGGAGAAACUUUGGUCGAGGCUCUUGAGACUUAUACGUCACCAGUUCAAGAAAAGUUGUACAAUACAAAGAAUUUUUCUUCGUUACCAAAAGUCAUGGUUCCUAAGAGCUCGUCGUUAAACGACUGCAAGCUUCAGCUUCGCGCAUAUCUGAACAAAUUAGAACUUGGCGGUUGGGUGUCCCAAGAUGACGGCUAUCAAAAAAUUGUUACAGCGGUAGCCAAAGAUUUAUGCAAUAAAGGUCGUUAUAGAGUUCUGCGGAACAAAGAAUUGAAAAUGCUUCGAGAUACAAAACAACGAUUAGAAGAAAAAUCAAAUUAUUAUAAGGAGCAGGUCGUGUAUUACAAUGAGUACAUAAAGAAAUGUUUGGAAAAUCUUAAUGCCGGAAAAAGGUCGUUGCAUGCGCUUAAGGGUAACGAAAAGAACGGACAUGGCAAACUCAAGUCAAAGAUGACGCUUAAGUACUCGGCUGCUAAACUUCAAGAAAAGGGCAUUGUCUUGGAAGUCGAUGGGCUACCGCCAUCACAAUUUAAAAACGUAAUAUUUGAAAUAUCACCCACAGAGCAGAACGGUUUAUUUACAGUACGUGGAAAAUUCAUGGGGGUUGAGAUGGAAAAGGUUGACGUAGAUGUGACGAAGUUACUAGAGCUACAGUUUGAAGGAUCGCCUAUCAUGGAUAUGUUUGGUAAAGCCAAGAUAAAUGUGAAUUUGCUUUUGCAUUUACUUAACUGCAAGUUUUACGGCAAAAAGUAAGAUAUUAUAAGCCAAAAAUCACAAUUUUUUAUUUGAAACCAAUAGAUAUUUCUUAGUGAGCUAUACUGUAGCAUAGUACCUUGAAUUCGCUUGUAAAUACGAAUAAUCAUGUUUAAUUAAUUAUGUAUUAAAGAAAACCACGAAUUAAUUGUACACGAUAAUAUUGAUAACACUUAAAAGAAAGGCUGAUUUACUCAAUGAAAUUUGUUUUGCACAAUACUUUACACAAUGUAACAUAUAUUACGUAUUGUCAAUAUCUCGUGUUUUAGAGUUAAAUAGUUGUUAAUUAUAAUUCUAACUACGUUACCUUUAUAUUUUUAUAUCCGAUUUUAUAAUAAAAAUGAUUUUUUUAUUUUAAACGA